Messenger RNA from Sphaeramia orbicularis (orbiculate cardinalfish), 924 nucleotides. RefSeq names its product thioredoxin domain containing 17 (gene txndc17). Gene Ontology annotation, cellular component: cytosol. NCBI's taxonomy places the organism in Eukaryota, Metazoa, Chordata, Actinopteri, Kurtiformes, Apogonidae. The coding region runs from base 141 to 512 and encodes 123 amino acids. The record is from RefSeq and is a predicted model, not a curated record. The transcript has 4 exons. Gene Ontology annotation, molecular function: protein-disulfide reductase [NAD(P)H] activity.
CGGAAGUCGUAUGAUCAAGUUCUGCUCCAGAGUAUUUUAACUAGAGUCAGUGUGCUAAAGAGCAGUGUUCCUCCUUAAACUUCUUGGUUCCUGACAGCUGGCAAGUUUAAGAUUGUGUAGAUCUGCAGUCAGUCUAAAUUAUGUCUCAGUACGAAGAGGUAAAUGUGCGCGGCUAUGAUGAAUUCUGUUCGGCUGUGGCUGAAAGGAAAGGGAAGGAUAUUUUUGCUUAUUUCUCCGGAGAUAAAGACGAACAUGGGAAGAGCUGGUGUCCAGAUUGUGUAAAAGCUGAGCCAGUUGUAAGAGGAGAAAUGAGUCACCUUCCUGAGGGAUCUGUCUUCAUCUACUGUCAAGUUGGAGAAAGGGCUUAUUGGAAGAAUCCAAAUAAUGACUUCAAGAAGACACUAAAGUUGAGUGGAGUUCCUACUCUUCUGAGAUAUGGCACGCCUCAGAAGUUGGUGGAGGAGGAAUGCUUCAAAGCAGAGCUGGUCAGGAUGAUGUUCACUGAGGACUGAGGGAUCGUGCACUCGACAACUCACUAAACCUGCAAGAUUUCACUGUGACACAGCAAGUGUAAUUUUCAACAAUUCAAAUGAAGCAUUCUUGAUUAUUGUUUACAAUACACAAACUACACUAACACUAACACUAUCAUUUGAUGUCCAUAAGUAACUGUGUACAUUCGCAACCCAAAUCAUGAAUAUCUGCAUACAUAUUUGUCUUUACAAAGUUAUCUGCUUGAGGAACAGUAAAUAAGACGUUUUUAUGUUGUAUUUUAAUGUGCAAAACCCAAGUGUAAGUGUAAUUCAACUUUGAGUCAUGUGUGGAAAUGUAACGCCAGUGUAACACGUCAGAAAAUUGUAAGAAUUUCUGUGUGAUUUCUGUUUUGCCUUACUGUAGGAGUCAAAUAAAUUAUUUGCAGCAGCUGAA